Messenger RNA from Momordica charantia (bitter melon), 1611 nucleotides. RefSeq names its product Serinc-domain containing serine and sphingolipid biosynthesis protein. The record is from RefSeq and is a predicted model, not a curated record. Lineage: Eukaryota; Viridiplantae; Streptophyta; Magnoliopsida; Cucurbitales; Cucurbitaceae. Gene Ontology annotation, cellular component: membrane.
GCUACUCGCAAAAACUGAGAACAGGCUUCUCUGCAACACAACAAAGAAAAAGAAUCAUCCAGAAAUUCUCGAGGUCCAGAGCUAAGCAAUGUCCUGCUUGCUAUCUUGCUGUUCAUCUUUGACGUGCGGACUCUGCUCCUCCGUCGCCUCCGGCAUCUCCAGACGCUCCGCUAGGCUUGCUUACUGUGGCCUUUUCGGCGUCUCCUUGGUCGUUUCAUGGAUUCUCAGAGAAGUUGGAGCUCCUUUGAUGGAGAAGAUGCCAUGGAUAAAAACUGAGCCACACCCAAAGGAAUGGUUUCAAACACAGGCAGUUCUUCGAGUGAGCUUAGGAAAUUUCUUGUUUUUUGCUAUAUUGUCCCUUAUAAUGAUCGGUGUAAAAGACCAAAAUGAUAGGCGUGAUUCAUGGCAUCAUGGAGGAUGGAUGGUUAAGAUGCUGAUCUGGAUUUUGCUCGUCAUCCUCAUGUUUUUCCUUCCAAAUGCUAUCUUCUCAGUUUAUGGAGUUACAUCCAUAUUUGGAGCUGGAUUGUUUUUAUUGGUUCAAGUGAUUAUCUUACUUGAUUUUACACACUCCUGGAAUGAUUCCUGGGUUGAGAAGGAUGAUCAGAAAUGGUAUAUUGCUCUUCUUGUGGUAUCAAUUGGAUGCUACCUUGCAGCAUUCACGAUCUCAGGACUUCUGUUUAUUUGGUUCAAUCCUUCAGGCCAUGACUGUGGCCUCAAUGUCUUCUUCCUAAGCAUGACUAUGGUUCUUGCAUUUGUAUUUGCAGUAAUUGCUUUGUUCCCAGCGGUAAAUGGGAGCCUGUUACCUGCUUCUGUGAUAUCAGUUUACUGUGCAUAUUUGUGCUAUACUGGUCUCUCUAGUGAACCUCGUGACUACGUGUGCAAUGGUCUUCAUACAAAAUCUAAAGCUGUCUCCGUUAGUACCCUUGUCCUUGGGAUGCUCACUACCGUUCUCUCUGUUAUUUAUUCUGCUGUUCGUGCUGGAUCUUCAACAACGUUUCUCUCGCCGCCAUCUUCACCAAGAGCAGGUGGGAGUAAACCUCUUCUCGAAGCUGAAGACUUGGAGGACGGAAAGAACAAAAAGAAUGAGGCAGAGGGAGAGGGGCAACCUGUCAGUUACUCCUAUACAUUCUUCCACCUCAUAUUUGCUCUUGCAAGCAUGUACUCAGCCAUGCUACUUUCAGGCUGGACUAGCCUGAAUGGUAGCACGGACCUCAUAGACGUUGGCUGGACAUCGGUUUGGGUACGUAUCUGCACGGAGUGGGUCACUGCUGCUCUAUAUAUUUGGUCACUCAUCGCCCCUCUGCUUCUCACAGAUCGCGAGUUCUUUUAGGUCUGUCAUUUCAUUCCGAGCGUAUAUUUAUCAUUCUAGUACAUAAUUAUAUAACUUAAAUCACUAGGAACAGGGAAAGAAAAAAAACAUCGGUAAGUCGUCUACCAGGUCUCUUAGGAAAAAAAAAGUAUAUAAAAUGGGUGUUGUAUUGUAGACUGAAGAAAUAUCCUGGAGUUGAAUGACAUUGGCCUGCCUACAUAGAUUGUAUUUAGUUUUUGUUUGUAAUUUAAUUUCUGUUGUGAACUUUUGGGCAUCUUUUAAUUGCUUCACAUUUUGCUUGC